UGUGUGUAAGACUCAACCCUUCGAGAUGACGCAGUUGUGAUCUGUAACGUGCACCUGCAUCGGUAUGCAGUCUUCAUCUUCACCACGUGUAGUGUAGCGAAUGAUGACCGGUAUGUCGCAUUGGUGGAGUGUAUGUAGGUGACUAGGGUACACUUUUCAGGUAGAUGUAUUUCUCCAAAGACAAACUGACUAAAUUCACGUAGACGAUGAUCGUCCAAAUAAUUUCAAUACUUUGUCAUUGCACAUGCGCAUGAAACAAUUCAAUGUGCCUAGGCUACUGGAUUGCUUGUCGCAAUGGGCGGAAGAUGACUUGCACCCGGUAAACAUGUCAUGGUGAGGGCAGAAAUAGCGUCUUAAAGGCAUGUGUUGACUUAAGAACGGAUAAUUUUCCAGCUUCGUGCAUGCACGAUGCAUGGGUCUUACACAACGUGGCGCGAUUAUCUGUUGUCACUGGCGCCACGGACGGCAUUGGGAAAUGCUAUGCAGAGGAGCUCGCCCGCAGAGGUUUUGCCCUGAUGCUCAUAAGUCGUUCUCAGGAGAAACUGGAUGAUGUCUCCCAGUCCCUCGAGAGCCAGUACAAGGUGGAAACCAAGACCAUAGCUGUGGACUUUGGAGGUACUGAAAUCUACACCAAGAUUGAAGAAGGACUGGAAGGGCUGGAAAUUGGCCUUCUGGUUAACAAUGUUGGAAUCUCUUAUCCCUACCCGGAGUUUUACCUAAAUAUCCCUGACCUGAACAAUUUUAUCUACACUAUGAUCAAUGUCAACAUCAUGUCGGUUUGUCAGAUGACCCGAUUGGUGCUGCCCAGAAUGGUUGAGAGGUCCAAAGGUGUGAUUCUGAACAUCUCCUCAGCCAGUGGCAUGUACCCUGUCCCACUGCUGACUAUUUACUCUGCCACCAAGGCCUUUGUGGACUUUUUCUCCCGUGGAGUCCAUACUGAGUACAAGGGCAAGGGCAUCAUCAUCCAGAGUGUUCUUCCUUUCUUUGUGGCCACGAAGAUGACCAGGAUCAGGAAACCCACCCUGGACAAGCCCACACCUGAACGCUAUGUUGCUGCUGCGGUGAACACCGUGGGACUGGAGUAUCAAACCAAUGGCUAUUUCCCUCACGCCUUCAUGGGCUGGUGGUCUGCUGUCUUCGCACCCAUCGACCUGGUUCUCUACCUCGGCAUGAAGAUGAACAAAGCUCAGCGUGGGGGUUACCUGAGGAGGAGAAAGCUGAGAUGAGCUGAUCUAAGUUAACCUGAGAUGGCCGAAGAAGACCUUCAGGCCCUAACUUGGCUGUACAAGCCGACAUUGUUUACUUUAGAUUGAAGACCAACCAUGGCCAUGGCCACCCAAGCCAAUGUUUUGACAUAAUGUCUUUGUGUGUAUCUGUAUGUCUGUCUAGUUUUUUAUAAAUAUAUUUAGUUUGAAUGUUUGUACUUCUAAGGUUUUUUCUUUCCAAGGGCUAUUUUGUUUGUGUGUUUUCUUACUGUAUUGUAUCCUGUUUGGAAAUGGUAUAAAAAUGGCUAACUAAGUGGAGGAAUUUGCUACAGGUCUAAAAAAAAUCCUGUGUGAUAUCAUUUUUGGUUCAAAUCAGUAGUACAGAUAUUUUCAGAACAAUGGAAACCGUAUGUACACUGCUGUUGUAAGCAGAUCAUAAUACCACCAAGUUACCUUUUUUUUAGUUCAUUUUUAUUUAUAAUUUCUUUUAUAUGCGUACAUAUGCCACACAUCCUGCCUUGAAUUAUUUAUGGCUAGAGCCAUAAAUCUGAAGUUGGCAUGAAAAAAAAAAAAACUCCUAAGUGCCUUAUUCUGUAUAGACCACCAAAGGUUUACUCUUUCUAAGGUUCAGACACAUACUUCAGUCUUCUUAAUAUGUUAUUUGUAGGGUUGAAUGUUUAAAUGGUGCUGGAAAUGUAUGGGUGAGUUUCACUGAUUUCCAUGAUGUACUUCUGAGAGGACCAAAAGUCUUGGCUGGCGCACACUAUGGCGAUAGAAUGUAAACUGACUUUAAGCCAUCAUCUGAAGGUCUAAUGAAUGGGACUUCGGGACAGUGAACAGUUGGUUGUCUUUGGAAAUAGUAUACCCAUCCAUUACCAAAGAAUGAACCCUCUAAUUGAGCACUGCCUUAUCAUAUUGUGUUGCACAGUUUGGCUGGAUUUCCAACACUGGUUUAUGGCCUAAUUUGUCCUUAAUUUUUCUUCCUGACUGCUCAUCAGGGAAACUUGCAACCAAUGCCUCUUGUCAAUCAUGACUAUUUUCUAUGGAAACUUGUCAAGUUAUUGCUACUGCCAAAAACAUGUGAUAUGCAAUGUUGUUUGUUAAUAAAGUUUUCAACAUAUA
Clupea harengus (Atlantic herring) is the source of this 2327-nucleotide messenger RNA. It is a transcript of the gene hsd17b12a, whose product is annotated as hydroxysteroid 17-beta dehydrogenase 12a. Lineage: Eukaryota; Metazoa; Chordata; Actinopteri; Clupeiformes; Clupeidae. The record is from RefSeq and is a predicted model, not a curated record. Gene Ontology annotation, cellular component: endoplasmic reticulum. Gene Ontology annotation, molecular function: oxidoreductase activity.